Molecule: messenger RNA, 2476 nt
Organism: Desarmillaria tabescens
Lineage: Eukaryota; Fungi; Basidiomycota; Agaricomycetes; Agaricales; Physalacriaceae
Exons: 7
Biological process (GO): rescue of stalled cytosolic ribosome; protein ubiquitination
Molecular function (GO): ribosome binding; ubiquitin protein ligase activity
Source: RefSeq, a predicted model, not a curated record
UCUUUCUCUCGCUCGUCCACCACUGCUUUCUGAAAAUGUCUGCAACUGCUAUAGCACAAGUUCGUACUGCAUCUGGAGGGACAAAAGGAACCCGUAAACGUCAGCGGGGCCGAGGGGGAAACGUUAGAGGGAAACCGCAGAACACCGAUACGAAUGGCGGCACCGAAUCUGGACCUGUGGCAGUCGAGCAAACGGAGAAGGAAAUAAUUGCUGAAGAUGGGAAAGCUAAUGAGGCUUCCACUCAAGAAGAUACGGGUGACGACGCUGUAUGCUGGAUUUGCGCUGAGCCAGUCAAGUAUUAUUCAGUAUCACAGUGCAACCAUCGCACUUGCCAUGUCUGCGCCUUGCGACUUAGAGCACUGUAUAAGAAGAACGACUGUACAUUCUGCAAGGAACCUCAGUCAACAGUAAUCUUCACGACAUCUGAAGACGCGCCGUUCUUGUCCUUUACGGAUGAAUCGACCCCGUAUAAAGAUGCCCGACUGUCAAUAUCAUUCGAAACUGAGGAAAUGAUGCAGGAGUCGCUCAUUCUUCUUCGUUUCAAUUGCCCGGACGCGGACUGCGACUUCAUCGCAAAAGGAUGGGCAGAUCUUAAGCUGCACGUCCGUGCAACGCAUAAUAAAUUGAUGUGCGAUCUCUGUAUACGGUCCAAGAAGGUCUUCGCCCACGAACAUGCUUUAUACACGUUCCCCCAGCUAGCUGCUCACCUUCCGUCGAUGAAUCAUCGAGCUAAAGUCUCGCCUGAUCAAAUUGAAGGUGGUGUGCACCCGUUGUGUCAGUUUUGCCGAGAGUGUUUCUUCGACGGUGAUGAACUUUUCUCGCAUAUGCGAGAGAAACACGAGGAAUGCUUCCUAUGCAAGAGAAAUGGUGUCAGAGAUCAAUAUUUCCAGAACUACGAGAGUCUGGAAAGCCACUUUAAUAAUGCCCAUCAUCCAUGCAUGCAGGGCGCCUGUCUAGCCCAGAAAUUCGUCGUGUUUAACACCCCGCUUGAUCUUAAGGCUCAUAUGGUCGAGGAACAUGGCGCCGACAUGAGCUCUCGAGACAAAAAGGAUGCCCGACGUGUGCCUGCUCAGUUUGAGUUUGAGGAUACACCUAGUAGAAGAGGUGGAGGCCGAAGGGAUCGAGAACACGAAAGGGAACCUCCCCCGCGUCAGCCACCCCCUUCUGCGCCUGGUCCAUCCAGACCACCGGGUGCAGGGAGAAGACGAGAGGGAUUCGGUGCCAGCUUGACGACGAAUGACAACGCGAGUACCACGUCGCUUCCUACACCGCCGGUGGUAAGCCGCCGCUCUUCUCCCUCUCCUACCCGAGAGCCUGUCGAUCCUGCCAUCUUAGAGAAACACACGGCGUUUCUCGCUCGCCUACAGAGUUUUGCAGCCAAUCCUACCACGGCUAUGCCGGCUGUGAGGGCAGCGAUCCGAGGAUACCGUGCAUCUGAGUCGAGCGCCAAAGACUUGAUUUCAACUAUAUGGAACGUACUGGAUUGCCACCUUGAGCACACGGCUAGCAUCAUCAAUGCAUUCGUCGACCUUCUGGAAGAAGACGAGAAGAAGCAAGAUAUUUUGAGGUCAUGGAAGAGCUUUGAGAUUGAGCAACGUCGUCAAUUCCCGGAUCUUGUUCCAUCUUCGGUGGGCAAUGAGUACGCUGGUAUUACAUCUGGUCGUGUACUGAACGCCAAACACUCCACUGGCUCGCGCUCUUCCCAACAGUCCUCUCGGCAGGUUCUUGAUCGUGUCGCCAGGGCAGCGUCGUCGUCGUCGACAUUGUCAGCAGCCCCUACGGCUGUCGCCAGAUUCCCUCCUUUAUCAUCACAGACAGCGUCUUCCUCUUCUCCCGCGUUCCGUCAACCUCAGCACAAGACCCCGUGGUCCACUGGUGGCGCCUCAGCAUCCCGCGGACCCACGCUCGUACCCAGCUCUCUUCCUGGCCCAUCAGCCAAAGCUCCCCGUCCUCCUCCUCCCAAGCUAAAUGAAGCCUCCUUCCCGGGAUUGCCAAGCACAGCUCCGAGGGCCAAACCGCUCAUCGGUGGCAACACGUCGCUGAGGAACAUCUUGGGCACCUCAACACCACCCCCUCAGACGGUCUGGAGUGCGACCUCGAGUUCUAGUGCGUCUCCUGCUCCUGAUGCCGCCCCCGAAGAGUCAGUUCCAAAGGGGAAGAAAAACAAGGGGAAGCAGAAGCAGACUCUGUUCCACCCUGGGUACCUUCCCUACGUGAUUCUUCGCCUUUUAGAUGAUUAGACUUGGAGUGGACAUCGGUAUGUUAUGUAGGAAGUUUGUCAAAAUAUUUCAAUGUACUUCUUGGCCACAGUUAUAUGCAAUCCAAUGCGUUUACAUCCAAUGAUACUUACUUUGGUGCUAAUGGUGGGGCUAUGUCCAUGUUGCGGCAAGCGAUUUAUACAUUGGCAGCGCCCUCGUUAGUUGUUUUCCGUUCAGGUUAUAUCAACUUCUCUGCUGUCUCAUUGUCAAGAAACGAG